AUGCUCUCCACUCUUGCUAAAUCUGCUCUCAGACCGGCAUCGAAGGCUGUCAGAAGUGCCGUUCUGUCGACAGCUGCCACAAAGCCUCAAGAAAAGAAUGCCAAAGCACCGGUGGAGUCGCAGUCGUUUUGCAUGAACCUCUUCCGAGGUCGUGCCGUCACCAAUCAGAUAUUUCCCUAUCCACUGAAACUAGACGACGAUCAACGUGAAACUCUACACAUGAUUCUUGGACCCACUGAGAAGUUCCUUGAAGAAGUCAACGACGUCGUCAAGUGGGUUUGA
Haemonchus placei is the source of this 282-nucleotide messenger RNA. The record is from the annotation of a GenBank genome assembly. Lineage: Eukaryota; Metazoa; Nematoda; Chromadorea; Rhabditida; Trichostrongylidae.